AUGGUGACAGAGGAAGGCUGUGGUUAUGUGUCUUCAUCUCUGAGUUCAAACCCCUCUCACCUGAGAGAGCUGGAUAUGAGCUACAAUCACCCAGGAGUUUCAGGUGUACAGCUGCUCUCUGGCAAACUGAAGGAUCCAAACUGCUCACUGCAGAUACUCAACAUGGAUCAUGGGGGGAAGUCCAGAGUUACAGCAGGUCUACACAAAUAUGCCUGUGAUCUCACACUGGAUCCAAACACCAUAGAUACUCAUCUCAUUCUGUCUGAGAAGAACAAAAAAGUUACAUAUAUGAAAGAAAAACAGUCAUAUCUUGAUCAUCCAGAGAGAUUUGAUGGCUUUGAACAAGUUCUGUGUGGAGAGAGUCUGACUGGACGCUGUUACUGGGAGGCUGAAUGGAGCGGCUGGGUUGAUAUAGCAGUGACUCAUAAAGGAAUCUGCAGAAAAGGUGGUAGCAACUGUUGGUUUGGAUACAAUGAUAAAUCCUGGACUCUGUACUGCAUUAAUAAUAGAUAUACUGUCUGUCACAACAAUAAGAGCACUGAUAUAUCUGCACCUUUAUACUCUAAAAGAGUAGGAGUGUAUCUGGACGUGUCGGCCGGCACUCUGUCCUUCUACAUCAUCUCUGAAACACACACACUCACACUCUUACACACAUUCAACACCACAUUCACUGAACCCCUCUAUGCUGGAUUUGGGGUUUAUAAUGGUUCUUCAGUGUCUCUGUGUCAGAUUGAACAACAGGCACACACAACUGACUGAAAGAAACUUAAUUUUCUGUUAGUGUGUGAGGGGUCAAUCUCAUGUUGGUUUUCCAACUUAAGAGUUUUUAAUUUAGUUCAGUUCAUUAUUUUAUCCUGUAAAAACCCCUGAGUCUCUAUUUAUCUAACAAUAUCACAAAGCAUAAUGUAUAUU
Messenger RNA from Rhinichthys klamathensis goyatoka, 912 nucleotides. RefSeq names its product stonustoxin subunit beta-like. The transcript has 3 exons. The record is from RefSeq and is a predicted model, not a curated record. Lineage: Eukaryota; Metazoa; Chordata; Actinopteri; Cypriniformes; Leuciscidae. The coding region runs from base 1 to 759 and encodes 252 amino acids. Gene Ontology annotation, molecular function: protein binding.